AUGCCUGAAGCAUCUUCCCAGCCUACUUCUGCUGCUGCCACCGCCGCUCCCGCGGCUGGCGUUCCCGUCAACCACUUUGGCGAGAACCGCGGCAUCAAGUUCCAUAUCAAGACUGGCACCAAGACUUGGGCUUGCACUCUCCAGGACCGCACUCACUAUGAGCGCACCAAGACGACCCGCGCCGGCUCUACCGACUCGGUCACCUCUUCCGCCUCCUCCGUCUCUGAUACCAGCUCCCACUAA
Molecule: messenger RNA, 243 nt
Organism: Akanthomyces muscarius
Lineage: Eukaryota; Fungi; Ascomycota; Sordariomycetes; Hypocreales; Cordycipitaceae
Exons: 2
Coding region: 1-243 (80 amino acids)
Source: RefSeq, a predicted model, not a curated record